AUGGUCUUCGAUGAGGAGGCCUCCCACGCGCUGGUGCGUUGGGCAGAGGAGAGGGACUUUCACGUGAGUCAGAGACAGCAGAAAACUGCGAUGCCACCACUACGCAAUCAGUCCCUGCUGCAGAGCGGCAUCUGCUCGCACUACGGCGUUCAAUUGUCCACCAUACCCACUGCUCAGUGGUCGGGUCUUCUCGUGCGCCCUAUUGAUCUGCCACCGGAAGAUCCGGGCAGUUACGCAGUCUUGGGGCCCAACUCCAGUGGUCUUUGCGCCUCCAGUCCUGUCCCAGAUUACAUGGCGCAGCACCUGCCCGAGGAGCUGCGUCAGCGGGGCGCCACCUCCUACCUCGAUUACGCCAAGUUUAAGCAUGGCACACGCCUCCGUCUGGUGCAAGAGACCAGGGGUCUUGAUCCCUCCACUCCGCUGGUUACUGCCACGCGCAUCUCACGACAUCGAAAUGCCGCCAAUGUGAUGUCAGGAGUCGGUGUCAGUGGCAAGGAGGUGAUCAAGGAGGAGAGGAUUGCCCAACUCUGCAUAGUUCACCCACUGAACACAUGGCUCUGGCUUACCCUCUGUCUCAUUCCCACCGUCCUUCACCAAGUCUAUCGUUCUCUAUCAAUUGGGGAGCUAGCAAACCACCUUCGCGAGAUACUUUACUCCGACAACCAUGCCCAGUCUGCGCAUCCUCCUCAUCCGACUCCUCUCGACCUUCCCGCUGGCGAAUUCCUUAUGCCCGAUCGCCACUCCGUACAACCCACCUGUAUCCCCUCCAUUCGGAAGUUUCUCGUCCAGGACCAGGACGGUUCGUGUCGCUUCAAAGGCCCCGUUGUUGUCUUCUCUCUCGACUCCGAGACUUCCCUAGAUCGCGCUGUUGAGGACAGGUGCACUUCCAAGGCCCCGGCAGAGGUGCCCUAUACGGUAGGUUUGUACGAGGCCUUCACAUCAGUGAACGCCUUCGAAGCAGUGAACUUGGAGCGACUGGAGUUGUUGGGUGACUCCUUCUUGAAGUUCGCUGCCAGCCUACUUCUCUUCGCCACCUCUCCGGCCCACACGGAUGAAGGUCAGCUGACCUACGCUCGCAUCGCGCACAUCUCCAAUGCAAACCUGCAUCGUAUCUCCAUGAAAUUCGGUCUCUUCCGAUACUUUUGCUCUUGUGUUUUUAAACCCGAGGCGCAGUAUCUCCCGCCUUACUACGCCAUUGCUGAUCCGGCAAGGGCCUGUCAACGUCACGACAUGCGUAUGUUUGUGAAACUCUACGACAAAUCCAUUGCCGACUCCAUGGAAUCCCUCCUAGGUCUGUGCCUCCUGAACCUGGAGGCCCCGAGGGUUGGGCGUCUCUUGAAUCUCUUCAAGCUCUCCAAUGAACCGAAUCCGCUGAGUGUGUUGGUACGGGCGGAGUCGGUGGGGAGGGAGGCCUAUCCCUCUUGGGUGCCGCUACUUCUCAGUCCUGAGCACCGCGUCAUCGAUCCCACUUUUGCGGUGGAAGACGACUCAUUGAUGGCCAAGCGUAAGGCCGAGGUGGAGUCCAUGCUUCUGGCCAGUAUCCCACCUCUUCCUAAGUCUUCGGCUACUGGCGAGACGGCAGCGGCGCCGGAGGCGGUGAAGUCAACGCCGAAAGAAAUCUCUGAGAUGAUGGAGGAAAGGCGCUUGGAAUUGCAGCCACUGGAGGACAUUAUCGGCUACAGGUUCAGGCGGAUCAGGAUCCUCCUCCAAGCCAUAACCCACCCCUCCUCGCGUCUGGCUUUCAUCUGGGGUUGCUACCAAAGGUACUGCUUGGCCCUCCUCUUCACCCCGUUCGCCUUUUGCUUGUGCAGCGUUUGCGUUGUGCCCCAAGGUGCUAUAAAGCCCACGAGUGCAGAAGCAGCUUUACCGUUGGAAUUUCUAGGCGAUGCUAUUCUCGACUUCGUGGUCACUCAGCGCAUCUACAAGGACCACCCCAAUAUGGAUCCGGGCGAAUUGACGGAUCUGCGCAUCUGUCUGGUCUCCAACAUCAACUUGGCCGUUGUGGCUGUUCGAUCUGGCAUUUACAAAUUUUUGGAAUAUUUGGACCCCAACCUGUGGUCCUUCAUCAACAGCUUCUCUGAUGCCGUGUCAAAGGGGGUCUGCAACGUCUGGAAAUUGGAGCACGACUUCAACGAGCGGAAUGAGAUGCUCUCCUACAAGGUGCUGGGAGACAUGCUUGAGGCCAUAAUCGGGGCUGUCUUUGUGGACUCUGGUGGUGUCACUUCAGUCGUCACUGGUGUCAUUUAUCACCUGUUAGGACGAGAAUUCGAGGCCUACGGUAAAGACUUGCCUAUGGACCCAGUACGAAUGAUGCACGAGCUAUACCCGGAUUUGGAAAUCUCGGUCGCGGAAUGCUUGCCAAUGAAUAACGCAAGUGGCAACUCGGAAAAGGCGAAGGCUGAGGCGAAUGCUCAACGGCGUCAACGCGUUCGUGUGUCAGCCAACUACAAGGGUCGCCGAUUGAGUGGGGAGGGCUUCAACCUUCGCACCGCCAAGUUAAAAAUCGCUCAACAGUUGGGCAUUGGAUUUGCCUAA
Echinococcus granulosus is the source of this 2535-nucleotide messenger RNA. RefSeq names its product Endoribonuclease dcr-1. Lineage: Eukaryota; Metazoa; Platyhelminthes; Cestoda; Cyclophyllidea; Taeniidae. The record is from RefSeq and is a predicted model, not a curated record. Gene Ontology annotation, cellular component: cytoplasm; RISC complex; nucleus. Gene Ontology annotation, molecular function: RNA binding; ribonuclease III activity. The transcript is spliced from 9 exons. The coding region runs from base 1 to 2535 and encodes 844 amino acids. Gene Ontology annotation, biological process: siRNA processing.